UCUAACCUGAAAUUUUUAUCAUGUUGGGGAAUUGAUUUGUAUUAAUGUAGAGUUAGACCACCAAAAUAUUUUUAACUUAAAUAAUUAGCGAUUAUGAAAUAAAUCUAUUUUGGUAUAUAUACAUACUCAAAUAAUGUUGCAGUUGAGAAUGAAUUCGUUUCGAAAAUUGUAUUGUCAAAACUGGGUCUAUCAAAAAAGCCCCAAAAUGAGUUUGACAUCAUUUUGUAAGAACGUGAAAUACGAUGUUAUUGUAAUUGGUGGAGGGCAUGCGGGAACUGAAGCUUGUGCAGCUGCUGCCAGAAUGGGAGCAGUUACCUUGCUUAUAACCCACAAGAAGAAUACUGUUGGGGAAAUGUCAUGCAAUCCUUCAUUUGGCGGGAUAGGUAAGGGGCACUUAAUGAGAGAAAUAGAUGCCCUUGGAGGAGUAUGCUCUAGAAUGUGUGAUAAAUCGGGUAUACAAUAUAAGGUUCUGAACAAGAGAAAAGGUCCUGCGGUGUGGGGUUACAGGGCACAAAUUGAUAGGGACUUAUAUAAGAAGAAUGUACAGGAAGAACUUUUUCAAAAUACUGAAAACUUACAUGUGCUUUUUGCUCCAGUGGAAGAUUUGUUAGUUAAACAUUCUCAAACUAACUCAAAUAAUCAGCCACUAGUUGAUUGUAAAGGGGUAGUAUUGGAUGAUGGCACUUGUAUUACCUCAGAUUGUGUUGUAAUAACCACUGGUACAUUUUUAAGAGGUCGAAUAAAUAUUGGUUUGGAAAUUUAUCCUGCAGGCCGACUUGGAGAUCGUAGUGCUGUAGGACUAGCCAAUACUUUAAAAUCUUUGGACUUAAAAAUAGGCAGAUUAAAGACUGGUACUCCCCCAAGAUUAAAAAAAGAUACUAUUGAUUAUACUGUUUGUACAAUCCAAAAAGGUGAUAAUCCUCCCUUACCCUUUUCAUUUAUGAAUGACUCAGUGUGGUUGAAGCCAGAAGAUCAAUUGGAUUGCCACCUUACAAAUACCACUCUAGCAAUUGAAGAUAUAGUAAAGAAGAACCUACAUUUAAACCGUCAUGUGUUUGAGGAGGUCACAGGUCCUAGAUAUUGUCCCAGUAUUGAAUCAAAGGUUUUACGGUUUGGAGGAAGAGAACAUCAAAUAUGGCUUGAACCUGAGGGAUUUGACAGCAAUGUUGUUUAUCCAAAUGGUCUGUCAUGUACUCUUCCAGAAGACCUGCAGCAAAAAUUACUGCACACAAUUCCGGGUCUUGAAAAUGCCACAAUGUUGCGACCUGGAUAUGGAGUAGAAUAUGAUUUUGUAGAUCCUAGGGAGUUAUAUCCUACAUUAGAAGUGAAAAGAGUUAAUGGGUUAUUUUUGGCUGGUCAAAUAAAUGGUACAACAGGUUAUGAAGAAGCAGCAGCACAAGGGAUACUAGCUGGCAUUAACGCAGCAGCAAAAGUGCAAAAGAAGCCGCCGGUUAUAAUAACUCGGACUGAAGGUUACAUUGGAGUGAUGGUUGACGACCUUACUACUUUAGGCACUACUGAACCUUAUAGAAUGUUUACUAGCCGAGCAGAGUUUAGGUUAACAUUACGUCCUGACAAUGCAGACCAACGAUUGACCCCGAAAGGUUAUCAAGUAGGUUGUGUAUCACAAGAAAGGUAUUUAAAGAUGAGAGAUACUGACCAGAAACUAAAAGAAGGUAUCCAAUUGUUAAAAGAUAUAAAAAAAUCGGCAAAUAGGUGGAGAAAGUUGAUUGGAGCAAAACCAAGCAAAAAUCAUACGUGGAAAAGUGCUUUUGAUAUGCUAGACGUCUAUAGUGAGAAUAUUACUCUAAGCAGGUUAGCAGAGGCAGAACCUGCAUUAAAACAUUUGACUCUCGACCAUAUGCUAGAAAACCGACUUUGCAUUGAAGCUCAAUAUGAAAGCGCGGCUGCUGAACAACGAGAAGAGGUUGAGGAAAUUAGGAAAGAUGAAAUGUUAAUGAUUCCAAAGGAUCUAGAUUAUAAUUCGAAGAGUUUGAGUUUGAAUUCAGAGGAAAAAGAAAAGCUCUCAUAUAUUCAGCCCCAAAGUAUAGCUGCUGCUAGUAGAAUACCUGGAGUAACGCCAUCCUCGUUAUUGAGACUACUAAGAUUUGUUAAACAGAAUUAUUAUUUGCAAGAACAACUCGGUAAAUAGGCUUAGUGAAUCUCUUUUAAAUUGUAAUUGUUG
Messenger RNA from Cylas formicarius (sweet potato weevil), 2185 nucleotides. RefSeq names its product protein MTO1 homolog, mitochondrial. Gene Ontology annotation, cellular component: cytosol. Gene Ontology annotation, biological process: tRNA wobble uridine modification; tRNA methylation. Lineage: Eukaryota; Metazoa; Arthropoda; Insecta; Coleoptera; Brentidae. The coding region runs from base 134 to 2152 and encodes 672 amino acids. Gene Ontology annotation, molecular function: flavin adenine dinucleotide binding. The record is from RefSeq and is a predicted model, not a curated record. The transcript is spliced from 11 exons.